AUGACAGGUCUCACGCACAUCCCUACACGCUACCAAGCUAUUGUUUACGAUCGGCCUGGUGCUUUAAGUACCAAAAUAGUCGAGCUAGACACUCCCAAUCCCGGUGUUGGUGAUGUCUUGGUGCGGAUGACCCACUCUGGUGUGUGUCGGAGUGAUUUGAGUGUGAUGAUGCGAAGAUGGAGUUACCUUGGACCCCCAAUACAGCCUGGCCAAGUUGGAGGGCACGAAGGCGUUGGCGAAAAUGCAAGGUUGGGACCCGGUACUGAACGAUUUAACCUGAAGAUUGGAGAUCGUGUGGGAAUCAAAUGGAUGGCCAGGGUUUGUGGCGAAUGCCUUCUAUGUUUGGCAGGAAGAGAUGGAAAUUGUUUCAAUGGAAAAAUAUCUGGCUAUGAGACUUCAGGUACCUUUCAGCAGUUUACUCUUGCCCCAGCAAACUAUGUUACACCCAUUCCCUCCAGCCUACGAAGUGACCUAGCUGCACCGCUCCUAUGUGGUGGGGUCACAGCUUAUGCUGCCUUGAAGAAGUGUGACGCUCAACCGGGGGACUUUGCCGUCAUCGUGGAGGCGACCGGAGGGCUUGGACAUCUUGCCCUGCAAAUUGGAUCAAAUGGUAUGGGUUAUCGAAUGAUUGCAGUUGAUUACGGCCAUAAAUCCGAAUUCGCUCUAGAAUGUGGUGCCGAGCUUUACUUCGAUGUGACGAAUGAUGAGUCUAAUGAUGAGUUGGUCAAGGCUAUUAAGGACGCCAGUCCCGGGGGUGUUGGUGCAACUGCUGUUGUUGUCUGCACAGCCUCUAAUGAUGCCUAUGCUGCUGGCUUCGAAAUGCUCAAGUUUUCUGGUACUUUGGUAUGCGUCGGGGUUCCAGAAGGAAAGCAAGUUCCAAUUGCAACCGUCGACCCGGCAAGCAUUAUAUCGAAGGGAGCCCGUGUUGUCGGUAGUCUGGUUGGGAACCGUGAAGACGCUAUUGCUACAUUGGAUCUGGCUGCUCGGGGCGUGAUAAACACUCGCUUUAGGGUAGAGCCCAUGACUAACUUGUCUGAGGUCUUUGAACAAAUGGAAAGCAUGAAGUUGAAGGGCGGUGUUGUUUUGGACUUAACACGGACUGGGGGUUAG
This is a messenger RNA of Penicillium angulare, 1110 nucleotides long. Its product is annotated as zinc-dependent alcohol dehydrogenase. NCBI's taxonomy places the organism in Eukaryota, Fungi, Ascomycota, Eurotiomycetes, Eurotiales, Aspergillaceae. The transcript is spliced from 3 exons. The coding region runs from base 1 to 1110 and encodes 369 amino acids. The record is from RefSeq and is a predicted model, not a curated record. Gene Ontology annotation, molecular function: oxidoreductase activity.